Messenger RNA from Paraphaeosphaeria sporulosa, 2420 nucleotides. RefSeq lists its product as uncharacterized. NCBI's taxonomy places the organism in Eukaryota, Fungi, Ascomycota, Dothideomycetes, Pleosporales, Didymosphaeriaceae. Gene Ontology annotation, biological process: regulation of transcription by RNA polymerase II. The record is from RefSeq and is a predicted model, not a curated record. The coding region runs from base 17 to 2101 and encodes 694 amino acids. Gene Ontology annotation, molecular function: DNA-binding transcription factor activity; RNA polymerase II cis-regulatory region sequence-specific DNA binding. The transcript has 2 exons.
UUCCCACAGCGCCGGCAUGGCUCACGCAUAUCAAGGAAACGACUGCGACUCGGCAUACGGCGACGACGAAACCCUCUUUUUCCCGGAUCCCAUGUUCGCAUUGCCUGGGCCGCUGGCUGGUUCAAAGCGCGACGUGGACAAUGUCAUACUGAGCGACCCCAAACGUACGGGCCUGGGAUUGGCCGCCGAGACGGGCAACUGGCCUGAGCAUGGUGACCCAAGUGCCCAAAGAACUCGCAACCCUAGGCCCUCCUGUCCAUCCUGUGAAGACGGGCGCCCAUCAAAGCGGAAGGCUUCGGCCGUCAGAGUAGGCGAGUACCACAACGUUGCCACUUCCCAAUCUGUCUCGAACUCGGACCAACAGUUCCCCGACCUCUGCUUUGAAGAAUUCUGCCAAGGUUGCGAUCUCGACACCGCCUCGUGCAACUCUCCCUGCGCGUCUCCCUGCGCGUCUCCCUGCGCGUCUCCCUGCGCACUACCAUGCCCCGGUGACGAACAAUGCUCCGAAGAGGACGCAUGCUUUGACCCUCAUUGUGAGGAAGGGGCAUGUAGCGAUCACUGUGCUGACCCCGAAUGCACCAAGAUCGCCGGUAUCGACGAGCCUUGCUUCUGUCAGAAGUGCGAUGCUCAGCCGUGUCCGCUUGGUGACCCACGGAGUGAGUGUCACUUAGUUCACACAGCUCCCACCCCGGCAGGCACCAUCUACUGCUACGAUAACACGCGGUGUCACUUUCAAGAGGGUCAUCAUGGUUACGACCCCCAAUUGUCUGGAUUCGAGACGUAUCCAUGUUACUCCCAGGUUCACGACACACUCAACCACUCUUACGGGGCAGUACCAACCACCUCUACUGUGACCACACCUGUAUUAUCUCCUGGCGCUCUCACUUCCAUCGAAAGCGCAUUCAGUAGCCAUCCGUCUCCGACGCCAAACCAUCUCGUCGAGACAUCAUGCUACCUAAACAUCCCUGGCGAGCACUGUCAUAUUGACAACUCAUGCUGCCAUGGAGAGUCCAGGGCAUGUGGUGAUUUUACCACGGCUUCCCAAGAGCAUCUCGAUCUUUGGAAUGCCUCUUUAGCAGAAGGCAACGGUCUGGCAAACAACUUCGCGAACUUUGGGCUCCAGUCAAGUCAAUCGGGUGCCCCAUACUCCCUCGCACCCUCAACUAUGGGUAUGAACAUCUUUGACAAUAGCCUGAACAACCCAAUGUACGGGUUCAAUGACACCACGUGGCUCCUUCCGCAGUCCCACUAUUCGGAUGCAUUCCAGAACACGGGACCCCAAAACCUAAAGGUCGCCUUCAACACGUCAGCCGCGCGGCUCGAACCCAAGUCUGAGAUACAGCCCGCUAGCAACACAGGACUUGAUCUGUCACCAACAGGCGGCACCACAGAUGCCUCCCAAUCCUGCGUCUGUCGUUGGCAACAUGCACCCGGCCUCCUUUGCCUUGCCGCCUUUCCAGACCCUUCCGCCCUACACGCCCACAUCAAAGCCUCGCACGUCGACAACUGCGCGCAGUGCGUCUGCCUGUGGGAAAAUUGCGAAGCCACAUCCAAAGACUUCAAGCAGCGCUCCAAGCUCUCGCGGCACCUCCUCGCGCACGCCGGCCACCGCCCCUAUGCAUGCAGCUUCAAAGGCUGCAACAAGACCUUCGCCACGAAUCAAGCGAAGGACAACCACGAGCGCACGCACACCGGCGAGCGCCCGUACGUAUGCGAUAGAUGCGGAUACACUACGACCACGCAUACGCAAUUGCAGACGCACAUCUCGGCACUGCACGAGGGGAAGAAGCCGCACAAGUGUCGCUUCUGCGACUUCUCCUGCGCGGACAGCUCCAACUUGAGCAAGCACGAGCGCACGCAUCAGAACCUACGUCCCUACCGUUGCCCCCAGCCGGGUUGCACCUUCAAGCCCGACUGUCGCUGGGAGAACCUCAAGCGGCACCUCCGCCGCUCGGGCCACUACCCCCAGCUGCUAGUUGAAGGUAGUGACGAGGCGAAGACGUACCGCGAGAACGUGAAGCGGGAGACGGAGGAGUGGAACAAGCGUGCUGGGGAGGGCGAGAUAGUCAAGAUGGGGCGACGCAAGGGAAAAGGCACAUAAUCUUUCCUUUCUACUUUGAGCAGACACGACGACAUUGCGGAUAAGCGUCGGAAGCGGGUGAAGCACAGCGCGACGACGUGUUAGUCCUUGGACUCUUUCCACAACCUUUCCUUGAUAACUUGCGCGCAUGGCCGGAUGUUGGAUGUAGAGAUACCCCGAUGAUUGAUGGAUGAUGAAUAACGAUGACACAAGCACCACCGACCUUAGCACAAGUCCAUUAUUACACACGGACGACCGGGUUUCGGGAGCGCCCCUUUCAUGCCCUCCUUGUGUAUACAAAUACCACUAUAGCAUAGCAACCAUACCAUUAGAGCUAUAC